This is a messenger RNA of Drosophila ananassae, 1379 nucleotides long. RefSeq names its product cytolethal distending toxin subunit B. NCBI's taxonomy places the organism in Eukaryota, Metazoa, Arthropoda, Insecta, Diptera, Drosophilidae. Bases 187 to 1032 code for a protein of 281 amino acids. The transcript is spliced from 3 exons. The record is from RefSeq and is a predicted model, not a curated record.
AAAUUUGCUCGUGCCGCUUCACUCUCUUGCCUAUUAAGCAUUUCUAUCUUUCACUGCCGGUACCGCGUCGCUGCCUAGAUCCCGUGGAUUUCCUUCCAGUGCCGCUUCCUACACUAUAGAUAUUUAUACAUGUUCCAUGGCCAUGUACUCAUCAUUCACUAAAAAUUGUCCGAAUCGCGCAGAACAAUGAAUAGAGUGCUUUCGUUAUUAAUUCCAGUUUUACUGAAUCAGAAUCUCGUUUCUAGUGAUGUUACGGAUUAUAGAAUAACGACUUGGAAUUCAGAGGGUUAUAAACUAGAUAAAGUUUUUGACUUAUUGGAUAAAGACAAGUCCUUAAAUUUGGUCUUAGUGCAAGAAUGUGGAAAUAUUGCAGACAAAAACCCAGGCAGCAUUAUUAAUCCACCUGUACAGUUUAUAAUGAUUGACGGUGAAAAUGAAUACGACUCUGCCAAUGAUGGUAAUUAUGAAAUCCGCGAGUAUCGAACACGAUCCACUCAAUUGUUUAUAUAUUAUUUUCCGGCACCCAAAAGUGUUAAUCAGCAAUUUGGAUUGGCUAUUGUAACCAAACAACUGGCGUCAGAGAUAUUAUACUUUGCAUCUCUUCACAAUCACCGAGAAAUUAUUGAUCGCAAGGAACGUUCUUUCAUUAAUCGUCCUAUUGUGGGAUUGGUUUUUGGCACUAAUGAUAUUUUUCUUAAUUUUCACGCUGAACCCACUAGAAACAACGAAGUUUUACUUCAACUAAAUGCAAUUAAAACUUAUAUGAGCCGCUAUAAACCCAAUGCUUCCUGGAUGCUAGGCGCUGAUUUCAACCGCGAGCCUGGAGAUGUGACUUUGGAUCCACAUCAUGAACGAUUGAUUCACCCCUCGCAAAAUACUCGCCGUAAUAGAAUAAUAGAUUACUUUAUAUAUGGUUCUGCAAAUAGAAAUGUUUUCGCGCGAAUGGCCAAAAAACCUCAUACAACAACCAUAAAUGCUAAGUUGGUCUCUGAUCAUAAGGCAGUAGAUUUUAACCCUGCCCCGAGAGGGUAGUUGGAUAAGGUUGUCCAAUUCCAUCUUUGGCGCCCCCGGGUUAAUUAUAAUUUAAAAAAUCAAAGCAACUAGUGACAGUAACACCUUUCGAAUUAUAACGUAUAGCCGAGUCCAUGCAUUUUAUUUUUCGUCGUUUUUGAAAGUUUAUAAAAGGCAGCCACCUUUCUUUUAAUUUUGUUCAGAUAAAAGCUAAUCUCAUUUAACAUUUUGGGAUUUAACUCAUUUUACAUGCAUGCAUUUUAAUCUCUUAUACAAUUUAUAAUACAAUGAUUUAUAUACAAUCACUAUAUACAAUCAUUUAUAUACAAUGAAUAAUAAAUGAUAAAUGAUUUUUAUUUUAAAUUAAA